AUGGCCCCCGCUAAUACGCUGCCCGCUUGGGCUGAGCUUCAAGCUCAUCGUGACAAUGUUGGCAAAAAUUUCAUCCUCAAAGAGGCCUUCGCUUCAGACCCGGAUCGAUUCUCUCGAUUCACUCGUACCUUCGACUCUAGCGGGGUUUCGGCCGAGAUUCUUUUCGAUUUCAGCAAGAACUUCCUGACUGAUGAGACCCUCGACCUCCUGGUCAAGCUUGCCGAGCAGGCUGGCCUGGAGAAGAAACGAGAUGCCAUGUUUGCCGGCGAGAAGAUCAACUUUACUGAGAAGCGUGCUGUUUAUCACACUGCUCUGCGAAAUGUCGGCGGCUGGGACAUGAAGGUUGAUGGUGUGGACGUCAUGAACGCCCCUGGUGGUGUCAAUGACGUUUUGAAACAUAUGAAGGAGUUCUCAGAACAGGUCCGGAGCGGAGAGUGGAAGGGUUUUACCGGAAAAAAGCUAACUACCAUUAUCAACAUUGGAAUUGGUGGCUCUGAUCUUGGCCCCGUCAUGGUCACGGAAGCUCUGAAGCACUAUGGAGCCGAUGACAUGACUCUUCACUUCGUCUCCAACAUUGAUGGAACUCACAUGGCUGAGGCUCUCAAGAACUCUGACCCCGAGACCACCCUCUUUCUUAUCGCCUCCAAGACGUUUACCACGGCCGAGACCACAACCAAUGCCAACACUGCCAAGGCCUGGUUUUUGGACCAGACUGGGAAUAAGGGCGACAUUGCCAAGCACUUUGUUGCUCUGUCUACCAACGAGCCUGAGGUAACCAAGUUUGGAAUCGACAGCAAGAACAUGUUUGGAUUCGAGAGUUGGGUCGGCGGUCGAUACUCUGUCUGGAGUGCCAUUGGUCUUAGCGUUGCCUUGUACAUUGGCUUUGACAAUUUCCACAGGUUCCUCGGUGGUGCCCAUGCCAUGGACAAACAUUUCCGCGAGACGCCCAUCAAGGAAAAUAUUCCCAUUCUUGGUGGUUUGCUCAGCGUCUGGUACUCUGACUUUUUCCAGGCUCAAACUCAUCUUGUUGCUCCAUUCGACCAAUACCUCCACCGCUUCCCUGCUUACCUACAGCAGCUCUCUAUGGAGUCAAACGGAAAGUCUAUUACUUCUGAUGGCUCCGCUGUCAAGUACACCACUGGCCCUAUUCUCUUUGGCGAGCCCUGCACCAAUGCUCAGCACUCCUUCUUCCAGCUUGUCCAUCAGGGUACCAAGCUGAUCCCCACCGAUUUCAUUCUGGCUGCUCAGUCUCACAACCCCACCACCAACAACCUACACCAGAAGAUGCUGGCAUCCAACUACUUUGCUCAAGCUGAGGCCUUGAUGGUCGGCAAGACUGACGAGCAGGUCAAAGCUGAAGGUACUCCCGAGGAGCUCGUUCCACACAAGCGAUUCCUCGGAAACCGCCCUACGACUUCUAUCCUCGUUGGAGGAACAAUUGGACCUGCCGAGCUAGGAGCCUUAAUCGUCUACUAUGAGCACUUGACUUUCACCGAGGGUGCCAUUUGGGACAUCAACAGCUUUGAUCAGUGGGGCGUCGAGCUGGGCAAGGUUCUGGCCAAGAAUAUCCUCAAGGAGCUAGACGAGGCCGGUAAUGGUGCGGGCCACGAUGGCUCGACUGGCGGUCUUAUCGGGGCUUUCAAGAAGUACUCCAAGAUUUAA
Metarhizium album ARSEF 1941 is the source of this 1662-nucleotide messenger RNA. Its product is annotated as glucose-6-phosphate isomerase. NCBI's taxonomy places the organism in Eukaryota, Fungi, Ascomycota, Sordariomycetes, Hypocreales, Clavicipitaceae. The transcript has 4 exons. Gene Ontology annotation, molecular function: carbohydrate derivative binding; monosaccharide binding; glucose-6-phosphate isomerase activity. Gene Ontology annotation, biological process: glycolytic process; gluconeogenesis; glucose 6-phosphate metabolic process. Bases 1 to 1662 code for a protein of 553 amino acids. Gene Ontology annotation, cellular component: cytosol. The record is from RefSeq and is a predicted model, not a curated record.